CCAAGUCCGGCGGUGCUGCUACUGCCGCCUCUGAUGCUUCUGCUGCUGCCGGCGACCCUUGCUCACGUCUCCCCCGAUUAUCAGUACUUCGGCGAGCAGGGUGAAGGUGAUACCUGGGAGCAGCUGCGACUGCUGCAUCAGGAGAAAGAACUGGAGGACUCCAUCCUUGGCCCAUGGGGAAAAUGGCACUGUCAAUGCGACCUGGGAAAGCAGGAGCGCAGCCGAGAAAUACUGGGCACCACUCCAGGCCCAGUGUUCAUGGACCGAGAGAAGCUGGUGCAGGUGCAGCCCUGCCGGCAACAGGAUUGUCCAUCUUGCAAGCCUAUCAACUGCAACUGAAGGCCCUGAACCCUGGCCCCAUGGUAUAUGCUAUCUGUUAUUGCCCCCUGUCGCAUCUGGCAGAUUUGGAGGCUCUGAAAGUGGCAGAUUCAAAGACCCUGUCAGAGAACGAGCGGGACAGGCUUUUUGCGAAAAUGGAGGAGGACCGAGACUUUGUGGGUUGGGCACUGGAUGUACUCUCUCCAAACCUCAUCUCUACCAGCAUGCUUGGGAGGGUCAAAUACAAUCUGAACUCCCUGUCCCAUGAUACAGCUGCUGGGCUGGUGCAGUAUGCCUUGGACCAGGGUGUGAAAGUCACCCAGGUAUUCGUGGACACUGUGGGAAUGCCAGAGAAGUACCAGGAGCGACUGCAGGAGCAUUUUCCUGGCAUUGAGGUGACAGUCAAGGCAAAGGCAGAUGCCCUCUACCCUGUGGUUAGCGCUGCUAGCAUUUGUGCCAAGGUGGCUCGAGACCAGGCUGUGAAGAACUGGCAAUUUGUGGAAAAAUUUCAGGACUUGGACACAGAUUAUGGCUCAGGCUAUCCCAAUGAUCCCAAGACAAAAGUCUGGUUGAAGAAGCACGUGGAGCCUGUGUUUGGCUUCCCUCAGUUUGUCCGGUUCAGUUGGCGCACAGCGCAGAGCAUCCUGGAAAAGGAGGCAGAGGAUGUUAUGUGGGAGGACUUGCCAACAGGGGAUCAGGAGGGACUUGGGAGGAUCACAUCCUACUUCAAUGAAGGCCCCCGAACUCGUCCUCGCCUCCCCCACCGGUUCUUCCAGGAGCGCUGCCUAGAGUCGGCCACCACUCUAUAGUAGUCACCUUAUACCCCUUUUCUCUGCCCACAAUUCAUGAUUAAAAUUGUUUAAA
Molecule: messenger RNA, 1182 nt
Organism: Condylura cristata (star-nosed mole)
Lineage: Eukaryota; Metazoa; Chordata; Mammalia; Eulipotyphla; Talpidae
Gene: RNASEH2A
Product: ribonuclease H2, subunit A
Exons: 9
Coding region: 174-1127 (317 amino acids)
Biological process (GO): DNA replication, removal of RNA primer; mismatch repair
Cellular component (GO): ribonuclease H2 complex
Molecular function (GO): RNA binding; RNA-DNA hybrid ribonuclease activity
Source: RefSeq, a predicted model, not a curated record